UCUGCGUUAACCCUGCGUUUAUCCACAACUCCGAGCUACAGCAAGUCCAGUCGACCAGAGAGCCUGCAAUAGACGCGAGGUCGUGUGGAUGUGGUCUCUAGCCGCUCCGGGUUUUAUUAUAGCGUUUGAAUUCAUUUAUAUUUUUUUCUGUGAUAACCCGAGGGUGUUUUUAUCCAAGCAAAGCGGCGCUAAGUAAUUCGGACUCUCUGGUAGGUGUGUUAGAAAUGCUCCUCAGGUAGUGUGUAGGUGGAAAGAUCACACAGCGACUAGAGAGUUGCUGUAAACGGAGUAAAAACGGCACAAACACACAGCUGACUGCGGCUCUAAGCUGUCGGAGGACAUGGAUUUCACAAAGGCUGCAGGUGGAGUGAUAGCUUACAUUAGCUCCGCGAGCUCGGCCUCCAGUCCCGAGUCGUGCCACAGCGACUCCUCCAACAGCAGCUAUCAGUCCUGCUCUCCGCCCCACGCGGGCCAGGGCCAACAGGGCGAGCCCCUCGCUGUGGCCCCUCAGUUCCUCCCAUGGAAGACACGAUCGCCCUCCACCGCCAAAAGCGGCAUUACAAAGAUUAAUGGGCUGGUGCUGCUAUGUAAAGUGUGUGGAGAUGUGGCGUCAGGAUUUCACUACGGCGUUCACGCCUGUGAGGGAUGUAAGGGUUUCUUCAGGAGGAGCAUUCAGCAGAACAUCCAGUAUAAGAAGUGCCUUAAGAACGAAAGCUGUCCCAUCACGCGCAUCAACAGGAACCGAUGCCAGCAGUGCCGCUUUAAGAAGUGUCUGCUCGUGGGCAUGUCCAGAGACGCUGUGCGUUUCGGCCGGAUUCCCAAACGAGAGAAGCAGCGCAUGCUGCUCGAGAUGCAGAACGCCAUGAACAACAUGAUGAACAACAGCCACGGCAGCCAGCCUCUGAGCAACCAGACGUCAGCCAGCGAUGCAGCUUCAGAGCCUUCCUCCCGCUCCCCCUCCACCUCCCCCAGGAGCCACCGAUCCGAAUCCAGCCCUGACCCCGAGCUGCUGAGCGCCAUGGAUAAAAGCACCAGCUCAGACUCCUCCAGCGCCACUGACAGCGGGGAGGAGGAGGUCAUCGGCACAGUGACUAGAGCGCACCAGGAGACCUUCAUAUACAAUCAGGAGCAGGCCAGCGUGCCUUCAGAGGCCCCUAAAAACUACAGCCAUUGCACAGAGAAGACUCAGGAGGUCUGGAACCAGCAGAACAAUGCAUCCUCAGAGAGCGAACAGAAGCCUCCAUCAGAUGGUGCUCCACAGGGGCCUGAAGACUCGGGCUGUCCUGUCAGACUGCCCAACAGUAGCCCCGCUGGACCGUCUCUGAGAAGUCACAACGACAGUGAGACCCAAGUCAACGGCAGCUGUAGUGUCCCAACAUUUGCAAGGGUUAACGGGAUGCACCUGGUUUGCCCCAUGAACACAUCGCCCUAUGUGGAUCCUCAGAAGUCGGGUCACAGUAUUUGGGAGGAGUUCUCCAUGAGCUUCACCCCAGCCGUCAGAGAGGUGGUGGAAUUUGCAAAGCGCAUCCCAGGAUUCAAAGACCUGUCCCAGCAUGACCAGGUCAGCCUGCUGAAGGCCGGCACCUUUGAGGUGCUGGUGGUGCGCUUUACAUCCCUGUUCAAUGUGAAGGAGCGCACGGUCACAUUUCUGAGCGGCCGGAAGUACAGUGUAGAGGCGCUGCGCUCGAUGGGUGCUGGAGAUCUCCUCAACUCAAUGUUUGACUUCACCGAGAAGCUGCAAGCUCUGAACCUCAGUGAGGAGGAGAUGAGCCUCUUCACAGCUGUAGUGCUGGUGUCUGCAGAUCGCUCUGGUCUCGAGAACGUCAACUCGGUUGAGGCCCUUCAGGAAACUCUGAUUCGAGCACUGCGCAGCUUGAUCACCAAGAACCACCCCAACGAGAUUGCCAUCUUCACUAAACUGCUCCUCAAGCUGCCGGACCUGCGCUCGCUCAACAACAUGCACUCUGAGCAGCUCUUGGCCUUCAAGGUCCACCCCUGAGCACCCAUCUACCCUCAUAACUGUGGACCACACCACCCCUCCCAUCCAUCUCCAGAGCCUCCAGGCCUGUUCCUGCGGCCCACUUAUCCAAUGGGGAGCUUGCUCUUACUCAAUGCCCCUUCCCUGACACUUCUCCCCAUGACAUUCAAAGGACUGCUGGUUAAACAUGGGAUGGGAUGGGAUGGGGAUGGGGGGGUUUCGUCGUACUGUAAAACGCCUCUGCUCGUGCUAACGCACACGACUCGCAGACACAAACUGGAGGGGUUUCGUUGUAGAUGCUUACGAGAGUUUGUACGAUUACGCGGUUUGUGUGCGUGCAGAGGCACCUUGAAUUGGUUUCUAGAUUAAUACUGCCUGUGCAAUAAGUGACACGUUCACUGUUUUUGGAUUGUUCCUUGUUGGUCUUGAAUGCCGUGUGUUGUUUAGGGGAGAUUAUGAAGGGAUAUUCCCACAAGCAAACGAGAAACGAAGUACACAGAGCACCGUUUGGAAGCAAAAACGAGAAGCGAAAAACAAAAAGCACCAACUAAGAAAUGGAAGAAUGUGGAACAAGCUGCUAAUCGGAGCUUUCUGGCAGGAAGACACAGGAUUGUUUAAUGACUAGAUCUAUUUUUGUAGUUCGUUUUCUGUCUUCAAAUCUGUAGUUAAGUGCAGAGGAAGCCGCUUUUAAGGCCUCAAACGUUAUGUAAGCAAAAGCCUCUUGCUACACAAGCUCAGUUUUGUGGAUGGUUGCGUUCCAAAUACAAGUGGCAUGCAGACAAACUGUCCUUUACAGUCAGUUUUCUCUUCCAGGUUAGCUACUGCCGUGAUGGAGCAAGAGUUUGAAGAGAAUCUUGCUGAGCAAGUCGAAGUUAGUCCAGCUGCCCACACAUUUAUAUCUAGCUACCUGACUAAUGACGCAUUUGGCUUAUUGGCACAGACAUUUAAAGUUGACUGUUGCCCGCUUGAGUGUUUGUUUCCACCAAUACUCAGUCAGACCGCAGGCUUGGCCAAGCAUUUGUGUUCUUGCAUAGAGUAUGUUUCUGGUUUUAGAUCUGCGUAAUGGUGCAUCUGUGUAUAUGUCCUGAUUCGUAGGGCUUUCAGUGAUGUGUGAUGAUGAUGCUAAAUGACUAAAGGAGAAGUAGAUCAUGCGUGUUUUAUCACUGUAAGCAUUGUGCAUGCUAACCUAACCCUAACUGAUGGGACACAAAGCCAUCCACAGUGACGUCAUAAUGUCUGUAUAGCUGACACCUGGCUGGUUUGAUGCAUCUGUAUGGGUGAUCAUUUCAGACUGAAUAUUUAUGAUUUUUCGACUAAUGGUUUGGGAGGAAACACUCCCCAUCAAAUAAUUGUAAUUCUGUUCAUUUCUCUUUUUUAAAUAUUUUAUUGUUCUUUCUGGGCAAGUCUGUUCAGUGGAAGUUCUUGUAGAAUUAUUGUGUCUGUGCUGCAGUAAACAAAUAGUGCGCAUACUCGAGCACCGUUGGACCAGACAGGAAGAGGAAACAGGAAACAGGAAAUGGCCCAAAACGUACCACUGGCAAUGCCUCUCAUCAUCACCCUGCCAGCUCUGGGCAUCUGAACUCUUCUGGGGUCGGUUUUGAUCUCAAAGCUGCUGUAGAUGGAUAGUCAAGCAAAGAAGUAUCUUGAGUUCUGUUUGGUGUUUGGUGUUCCUGUCUAAUUGUUCAGCCUGUGGCUCACUCAGCGUCAUUGUUGUGUUGCCAUGAUCCAGUCUGUCACUUUUCCUCUGUGAAAGCAUUGUAAGAUAGCUAGAUUUCUAUAUUAUAUGUAUGUAUAUAAAUAUAAUUCAAUACAUAUGAAAUAAGAAAAUAAACAGAUAAAUG
This is a messenger RNA of Sinocyclocheilus rhinocerous, 3819 nucleotides long. RefSeq names its product nuclear receptor subfamily 1, group D, member 2b (gene nr1d2b). Gene Ontology annotation, biological process: cell differentiation; hormone-mediated signaling pathway; positive regulation of transcription by RNA polymerase II. NCBI's taxonomy places the organism in Eukaryota, Metazoa, Chordata, Actinopteri, Cypriniformes, Cyprinidae. The transcript is spliced from 8 exons. Gene Ontology annotation, molecular function: nuclear receptor activity; zinc ion binding; RNA polymerase II cis-regulatory region sequence-specific DNA binding. Bases 341 to 1999 code for a protein of 552 amino acids. The record is from RefSeq and is a predicted model, not a curated record.